This is a messenger RNA of Cyprinus carpio (common carp), 1395 nucleotides long. RefSeq names its product RWD domain containing 4 (gene rwdd4). NCBI's taxonomy places the organism in Eukaryota, Metazoa, Chordata, Actinopteri, Cypriniformes, Cyprinidae. Bases 193 to 756 code for a protein of 187 amino acids. Gene Ontology annotation, molecular function: protein binding. The record is from RefSeq and is a predicted model, not a curated record. The transcript is spliced from 8 exons.
GCGGCAGUGAUGUGACUGUUUCCUGUGAGAUGACAUUCUUCUGUGCUGUGUAGACUGGAGACUGUAAAAGCAUAGCAGAGUAACAUUAAAGCAUGUGGAUAUCUUUAAAUGUCUAAACGUUAUUUUGGUCACAGUCCGCUGGUACAGCAGCGCAGUUUAUGACUGGUUUAAAGUGUUGGAUAGGCGAAAAACAUGACUGCCAAUGAAGACCAGGAGAUGGAGUUGGAGGCUCUGCGCUCCAUCUAUGAAGGAGAUGAUUGUUUUAAAGAGCUCAGCCCUGUUUCCUUCCAGUUCAGGAUAGGAGAUCUUGAUGACUCCAAAUCCUUCCUGCUAGAAGUGUCCUGGCCAGAGAGCUAUCCUGAAACUGCCCCGCACAUAUCACUAGAUGCUUUUUUCAACAACAGAAUAUCCCCGGAGACAAAGCAGUACAUUCUCUCGAAGUUAAGUGAACAGGUUGAGGCCAACCUGGGCACUGCCAUGAUGUACACGCUUUUUGAGUGGGCCAAAGAAAACCAGGAAACACUCAUGGAAAACUACCAGCCUGUGACAUCCGCUGUGACCCUGAUAUCCAACAGCGAUGUCAUGAAUAAUUCCACCUCUGUCAGUAAGAAGAAGGAGAAGAAAGAGCAGCUAACCAAAGCACAGAAGAGGAAACUGAUUGGAAGAACAGAUAAUAAGGGUGAACUGCCAAGAGGUUGGAACUGGGUAGAUGUUAUUAAGCAUCUGAGCAAAACUGGAGGAAAAGAUGAAGAUUAAAGCGAUGCUUGAGAAGAAAUGAUGGAUUGAAGUAGCGUCGGAUGAAUAUAUGGAUGAAAUGUGUCUCUGUGCACUUGUUUUUUUUAAUGAAAGCUGAACAUGAAUUCUCUCCGGCCAUGAUUUUAAUUCACCUGGAGCUGUCUCAGAGCUGAUUUGACAGUGAGUGCAAGGAGCUCUGCCUUCACAAAGACACAUGUCCCCAGAGCCUCACUAGCGUGUGCUAAAUAUUAGCUGAGACACACAUGAACAUCAAGAAAACUAACAACGGUUUAAAUGCUUGUAUUUUUGGAUCUGCUAGAACAUCAUAAACCUAACAUCAGUGUGAUGUUUCAUCUAGUGACAUUUCCUUUUGAAAAUUGUAUCAUGGAUAGUUAAAAGGUGCAGUGCAGAGAACUGUUGUCAGGGGUUACUGAAAUAUAAAACAAGUGUGAUUUAGCUGGUCAUGUGAUCUCAACAUGGCAACCCUCAUUAGGCCUCCCACUUAAAUUAAAACAGCUAAAUAAAUAAAAACCAUCUAUUUGGGGGUUAAAAAGAGAACUUUCAAGUUUUACAUUUUGAUGUUAUUUGUGAAAGAUAUUUUAUGGGUGUGUGUUUUUAAAGAAAUAAAGUGUUUUAAAGCACAGUCCUUUGCAGAUAAAA